AAUAUGUCUGAAGAAGAUGAUGGCUGUAUUGUUCGAGUUAGAGGCCUACCCUGGUCUUCUACCACCGAAGAAGUUCUGAAAUUUUUUGAAGGCUCUAAUAUUUGUGGUGGAGAGAAUGGUAUUCAUUUCACGUUUUCACGUGAAGGCCGCCCUAGUGGUGAGGCGUUUAUAGAGUUUGAAUCUCCAGAUGAUGUAGAAAUAGCAAUGGGAAAACACAAUGCCCAUAUGGGUUCAAGAUACCUUGAAGUGUUCCGUUCGAAACGAAGUGAAAUGGAUUGGGUGAUCAAAAGAGCUGGUCCAAACCAACACGAAGGUUUAAAUGAUUCUUGUGUUCGAUUAAGGGGGUUGCCGUUUGGCUGCUCAAAAGAAGAAAUUGCUCAGUUUUUCACAGGGUUGGAGAUAGUACCGAAUGGGAUUAUGUUGCCAGAGGAUCGACAGGGUAGAAGUACGGGGGAGGCUUACGUACAGUUUGCGAACCAAACCAUUGCUGAACGCUCACUUGGGAAACACAAGGAAAGGAUAGGGCACAGGUACAUUGAAAUCUUCAAGAGUAGUCUAAGUGAAGCACAUGCAGCAUUAGGAAGUAACAGAAAUAUCCGCCCCCUGAUGGGUGGAGGAGGAGGCGGUGGGUCCAUGGGCGGCCGCCCCGGACCCUAUGAUAGAAAUGAUCGAUAUGGUAUGGGUGCUAUGGGAGGCAUGGGAAUGGGAGGUAACUUUGGAAGAGGAAGUCGAGGUGGAAGACAAAUUAAAGGUGAGAAUAUUUCUAGGGGAAUGGGGAAUAGACGUGGUAUGAGAGGAGGUAGAGGGGGAAUGGGAAAUAGAAUGGGGGGUAACAGAAUGCCUGGGUCUCAGCCUGGUAGUCAGUAUAAGAGUAAUACAGGACAUUCAGUUCAUAUGAGAGGUUUACCAUUUCAAGCUCUACAGUCUGAUAUACAAGAUUUUUUCACUCCACUACGCCUAGUAAAAGUAGAAUUUGAAUAUGGUUCUAAUAAUAGACCUACUGGAGAAGCUAAUGUAGAUUUUGAGUCACAUGCUGAUGCUGUCGAGGCUAUGAAAAAACACAAAUGUAACAUGCAACAUCGCUAUAUAGAACUCUUCCUCAAUUCAACACCAGAAGAUAGUUUUAGUGGAGGA
Lottia gigantea (owl limpet) is the source of this 1134-nucleotide messenger RNA. RefSeq lists its product as hypothetical. Gene Ontology annotation, biological process: regulation of RNA splicing. The record is from RefSeq and is a predicted model, not a curated record. The annotation marks the transcript as partial. Gene Ontology annotation, molecular function: RNA binding. Lineage: Eukaryota; Metazoa; Mollusca; Gastropoda; Lottiidae. Gene Ontology annotation, cellular component: nucleoplasm; ribonucleoprotein complex. The transcript is spliced from 8 exons.